Molecule: messenger RNA, 20306 nt
Organism: Spirometra erinaceieuropaei
Lineage: Eukaryota; Metazoa; Platyhelminthes; Cestoda; Diphyllobothriidea; Diphyllobothriidae
Source: the annotation of a GenBank genome assembly
AUGGUCGAGAGUGGUGUCCGCCAGGGUUCAGUACUGGGACCCAUUUCGUUCCUUAUCUACGUGGACGAUGCCGCAAGAGAUUUAGACUGCGAAGUAGCAAUGUUUACGGAUGGCAUGAAGAAAUGGAGUGCAAUUCGGAGUCCUGCCGACGAAGAAAGACUGCAGAUGAACCUGAAUCGGUUGGAGGAGUGGUCAAACCAUUGGCUCCUGCGGUUCAACGUUGCCAAAUGUAGCAUAAUUCGCCUAGGCAACACAGCCAGAUCCGCCAACACAAGAGGCUACUUUCUGGGCGGUGCAGCCCUACAAGAGUUCGAAGCCCAAAGGGACCUCGGUGUGCUGACGACGAGUUCCCUAAAACCAUCCGCCCACUGUUCGAGGGUGGCGAAAAGCGCAAUGUCCGCACUGUACGCCAUCAAGCGUGCGUUUAUGGACUUUGACGAAGAAGCUUUCUUUAAGACAUUCGGAACAUUCGUCCGGCCGCAUUAAGAGUACGGCGUACAAGCUUGGAGGCCGUGGGCUGUUGAGGAUCAAAACUGCCUUGAAAGUGUCCAGAGGAGAGCCACGAAGAUGGUUAGGGGUCAAAGCUCCUUUCCUUAUGCAACCGCCUAGUAAAUCUGAAUCUCGUUCCUUUGAGUUACAGGCAACUUCGCGGGGAUCUCUUGCAAGCCUUCCGCAUUGUUAAGGGGUUGGAUUGCAGUCUGGCCUUCGAGGACUUUUUUGAAUUUGCUACCACGACCAACCUCCGAGGUCACCCGUUAAAACUGCGCACUCAGCAGGCACGGCUGGAUGGGCGGAAGUGCUCCUUCUCGGUUCGGGUGGUCAAACCAUGGAAUGAGCUUCCCGCAGAUGUUGCGAUGUCACCAUAUAUACAAAGAUUUAAGAAGAAUCUGGACAUAUAUAUGUUCCGAAAUGACCAAGAGCGAUGAGAAGUCGAGCUCACGCCCUGUAACUCCUUCUCAUUUUGUCCCCACCAUUAUGGGCGUGUUUGAACCAUUUCAGCCCAGAACAUCUAUCUGUACACCACACAUUUUUACGUUGCAAAUAGGGUACUUAAAGGCUUACGCCUAUUUCUCUCAAUAAACUGAACUGAACUGAACUGAAAAAUGAAGUCAAAGUGCAGUUGAAAUUCAUGAGUUUGUUUUAGGUUUUUUCCUGAGUUCCAAGGAGACUGACAGUGACCAGGGGGCGCUACAAUAAACCCAUUCUAUUGUAUUCUAUUUAAAGGUGUGGGAGAAGCUUUUUAACCAAGCGAAUAAUAUGAAGUAAAUGGCAAACGACUCAUCCGCUUUUGGAUCUGGAAAGCCCCUCGGUGCUGUUGGCAGAGAAUUGAUACGAAGGAGUAUGGUCGUCCGAAAGAAAGUUCUGUCGGAGUUCCGUGCCGAUCGUUCGAGGAAUUGCUGAUUACGCUUCAAUUUCUGAAUCCAAAUAGGCCCGCAGAGCGUCCACUAAGCAGAACUCCCGGAAAAGAGAGUUUGUGAUAUUGUCCGUACCUACUGAGUGAUAGUUAGGAAGAUGGUUUAUCAGUUUGAAUAGUAACAGGAGAAAAAUUAAUGAUGCUGAGAGAGGCAUCAGACAACGGAUGAAUUAAAGGGAUUUAGUCAGUUUCAAGGGUGAAAUGUAUGACAAAGAAUGAAUUUGACAUUUCUGCUUUGCCUGACUCCUCUGUAAUGAUAGUAUCGUUGAUACUUAGCAAAGACGGAAUGACUUGGUGGGACUUAGCAGAUGAUCUUUGACGGAAGAUCUGAGCAACUUAUUUAGAAGCAUUCACGUCAUUAAUAGCCAAAGAUUCUCUACGCCUAUCUCGCGCUAGCUUUAUUUUUGAAACUAAUUCAAAUAUUUCAGCGAUUCCUAGAUGAACUGAUAAUGAGCCCACAGAAGGAUCUUUAAGCGGCUUUCGUAGCUUUUUCAAGCCUGUUUUUAAGAACGUGUGGGACAGCGGUGGAAGUGGCCCUCGAUUUGAACGUCUUCCUUGGAAUCAGGUCGAGAAGACCUUCUGUUACGCACUGUAAUAAACUGUUGAAAAAAGUUACAUCAUUUUUUGAAAAAAAUAUUGUGCCAAUCAAGGGUAUCUGUAAAAUUACUUAAUAAGUCCUUGUUGAUAUUAGCAAAGUCAACAUGAUACAUUGUACUGUUGGCCUUGCGAAAAAGACAAUUGGAAGUCAACAAUGAAUUAGUGCAUGAUCACCUGCAAAAAGGCCAUAAUGGAAAUGCAUAGAUAGAGGGAAGAUGCGAUUAAAAAAAUUAAAACUAAUGCACUAACGUUUCUGGUCGAAGAGUGGACAAAUUGAAACAAGUUUAAGAAGUGAAUGGUGUCCGAAGCUUUUGGAAUUUAGGAGAUGUGUGUGUGUGCCAGUCGAUUUCUGGAAAAUUAAAAUCUCCUACGAUAAUCUUGACAUCGAAAGGAGUCCCUGCAAUUUUUCAGAGUUCACAGAGUUGGCUUUCAUUUCCGGAGUAACAAGGAUUAUUAUAUUCACAUCCGACUAAGGCUUUCCUAUGUUGCAGAAGUAUUACCUAAGCGAAGCAUAAAUUUCCGGAGAAGGAGUAGAUGUCCAGGUCACAAGGCGACCGUGCAGGCGAGACUCGGAUGCAAAGAUGUAAUACUCGAUCCACUCAAGGGUAUGGUCUUGUCUUCUUCUCCUUCUAGGCGGCAGUCCGUGCUGGCUUCCUUGGUGUUCUUAUCCGAACGAGUGCCUCCUCGGCGGGAACCCUGGGAAUCAGAGUGAAUUAAGUCCAUCGUCUGCAAGGGCAAGCGUGCACGGAUAGAAUGGAUCGUCGGUGGAUAAAGUUUAUUAAAGGGAAUAUAUCAACAGAGGAAAUUUAAUCCCGUUCCGUCUUCUCUUCGUCCUCCACUUUACGGGCGGUCUCUCGACGGGCCCCCUCACACUCUUCGACGGCGGUCACUAAAACAAAACCGUUCAGAACUUCAAUCAGUCAAAUUGUACAGGAAGAUCAUAGCAAGGGCACAUUAAAACAACAGAGUCAGUACGUCCUCUACAAGGAAGGCAACCACCGCCGCGUCCUUCGACACGAUCCUGGCGAAACUUGCAUUUUGCAGGCUGGUUUGUUAGUGGGCUUCACAACUGGGGUGUUUACGUAAAGUUGAGAAUUCGGGAUAGUAAUAGGUUAGGAUCUACCAGAACUAUCAUCUGUCUUAUUUUCCCUAACCGCUAAGUCAAACGUGAGUGGCCGUGCUCGGGAACGGGAUAAAUACGAUUCAGGUUUAUUAACUUAUUCAUUAUCCUGAGUGCUGGAGGUCGGUUGUGCUUCUAGGAUUGACUCAUAUUUACUGUUAAGAUCAAGUGUCCUAGUAAAUUUGAGAGGCGCAUUUUCGUUCGACGCUGGAGAUGUAAGACCUAAAUUUUCGUAUGACGUACUGGCUUCUACAUGGGAAUUUCCACAUUUAUUGCUUUGCUGAAAUGAACUAUACGAAGAGUUGUCAUGUCCUCUUCCGUAAACGGAGUCUUUAAGGCACGUUCCAGAUGAGUUUGCCUCGUGAUGAAGUGGAGUGACAGCGUACCCUUCGCCCACCCCCCCUUUCAAAAAAAUAACGGCGAACCCCUACUGUGUUUUCUAAUAGAUCUUUUGAAGUUAACCAUGUCUUUUCCAUCUAUAGCGUUCGAUUAUUUGGUAGGUUAAGUUACCAUUGCAAGUAAUGAAACUGGACUAAGUUCUUUUGCGCUAGGGUCGAAUGCCUCGUUAUCCUGCGGAAAAGGUUUGUCUGGAUUUUCCUCCGGAGAUAUAACUUGCUUCCUCUUCCAGAUUGACUUCGUGUUUUUCACGACUGUGCCAUCAUUAGAAGGAUAUUCGUCGCUUGUCGGUCGUAGUAUUUCUUGGCAUUCUUCAAUGAUCAGUUUAGUUUCCGGUCUAAGGAUGUUGGUUUGAGGAACCUUUUGAGCCCUUGUUUAACUUUCAGCUGUCUCACACGACUCAGUCGCCUAACAGCCCAUUUGAAGGUUCUCGCCUAUCAUUCCAUUUCACGACCUUGCUCAGUAUUAUUGUUCGACUCCAGGGUAAGGCAAUAUAUAACAGAACCGGCAGUCUCAAAUUCGACAGUCCGAAUAAACGCAACAUCGUAAUAUUUUUGUGAAUGUCCUGGAAUAUUUUAUCUGCCGUUAGUCAACUGAAGCAGGAGACACUUACGCCAGCAGACUCAGCUAAAAAUGUUAUCGGCACAUCCGCUAAUCACCGAGUAUGGAGAACAACGCAGAUCUAAGUCCCUGUAAGGUCAUGUGUCACGCCUCUGCCUUGGUGUCGUGAAAUGGGGCGAAUGAACAACAGAUCCAAUCAAGUAUACUGAACGUAAACGCAAUGUACAGCAGAAUCCAUUGUAGUAGGCGGACCGUCCUGUUGCUCAGUUCGGGAAUCCACCUUGAGUCAACUCCCAUCGUCUUAAUGAAAUCGGGUAGAGCAAGGGUUGGUUUCCUCUUUUCUGAACGGUUGGUUUUUGAUCUCGGCAUCACACGGGCAAGCACUAACUCAAACAGGCAGGUAUAUCCUAUGUAACAAAAGAGAGUCUAGAAUGUAAACGAUAUGGUAAUGAAUAAGUAGAGAUGGAGGGAGGGAAACAGGAAGCGUUAGCGAACGCUCAUAGGUUCGGAGAACCAGGAGGAAAUAGUAAACAUUCGGAGAUUAGCGUUGCAGUAUAGGGGGCCGAUAUUCACUGCUUCCCGCUUCGUGUCUCUACACAAUUAAUCAUCUCGGCUGCAAAACAUUAAAGAAGAAAGAGCACGCUCAAUUGUCGUCACUACGUCUUCAGUAUCUUUUCCCCAAUUGCCACUUUUUCUGUCCCUUUUAAACAAACCUGCUUUUCCAGGUCUUACACCAUGACUGAAGGGAAGCGGGAUAAGUGGCGCUGGAUUUGAAGUGUUUAGUUUGACGCUCCAGGGAGUAAGAUCUCCGUCCGUGUAAGGCGAUUUAAGAAACAGUGCGUUUUCACACCUAUUUCGCUUUUUACCUGUAGUAUCCAAUAUCGCCCAUUAUCGAAAUAGUUCAUUAGUAGCAUGCCAGCACCGUUUCGUAUGUAAAGAUGCCAACAGGCGUGUACAUUUUUCGGGACACCGCGACGCGUCGCGGUCUGAGUGUUAACGUAUUCACAUUCGUGAUGAAAGAAGCCUUAUUUCGUUUAGGAACGGCUACUAUUAUAAUUUAGUACCAAAAUUUUAAUUAUAACCCCAACUAUCGUUUUCCACACCGCGUGUAUACACGCGCCCUCCGUUUGCUUAGUUUACCAGGGUUCCCGCAUAUAAGCUAUGAUUUUCAUUCUGUAGACCCAUGCCAACGAUAGUUGCCAGCAGACGUCUGUGAGCGACUAAACCACUUCGGAGAACAUCUUUCAGUGUUAUGACUAUAUUCUAUUUAGAGGCUCUAAAACGGCCAUUUUUUUUACACGGCUCCCAUACUGUCUAUGUCCCGUAGCUCGGCAAUGGAGGAUAUAAAACCACCACCGUUGAUCGAUUGCCAGGCGGUCCCGGCUUCACAGUCUACGACAAUGUUGCCAUCUCUUCCGCCUUAUUGUGAGACAGAAUUCGGUUCUCGGGAGUCGCCCUUUUCGUUUACGACAUCAGUUGUGAACUUACAAGCAGAAGCCUUAGGACAACAUUAUUGUGAUUUCAACAAAGGUGAAUUCAUAUGUUAGCCUGUUUGUGUUAUUCGGUGUUAUUAUACAUUUAGUCAUAUUAAGUUCAUUAUCUGCUUUACAUGAUUGUUUCUAAUAGGUUUUUCAACCAAAUCUGCGUAAUGUUCUUGCUUGUUAACGUAUUUCAGGAUAUGUAAUUUGGUGCAUAUUAUGCUUUGGUUUUCACGCAAUUUAUACUCGCUGGGACCUUGGCUUAACCCCUCUUUCACUGUCGUCGAUGAUGUCACGUGCAUACGUACGUGCAUACGUGCAUAUAAUGCCAUGCAUACAUAUGCUUUUAAGGUUCUAGUUCUUGUACUGUCGGCCCAAACUGACACUAAUGCGUAUACAUUCGUUAAUUUUAAUGACGUACCCCAUGGUUCAUGAAAUCCUACCCCACUGACCUAACCUAAAAUUCGUACUUUUGGUUUUCGAAAGUUUUGUCACCUGAGCUUCUUCACUCCCGUCGGUAUGCAUUAGCACGAAACCACUUUUCCUAAGUUAUAUUCGAAGAGAUGUUGGAGAUUGUGAUUGUUCUUGAGUUUUUCCUUGGUUCGAAACAAUCUUCAAUCACCACACUGGACUCCAGCUGCCUGACAUGGAACUUUGGGGAUAUCUCUGCGGUUGAGUCUUUCUCAUGAACACGUAUGGCUUACUUCGCGUUCUAAUUCGGCAUGCUUGACUCGUUAACGGAUUAGACUGCUGUCAACACGAACUCGGGAUCAGUUGUUGAUCCCGGUCACGUAAUUUUCCCCAGCUUCCGCAGUGCGUCCUCUAUAUCUUGCGGAGAGAAUUUUUGGAUCAGCAUCCCCUGGCUUGCCCAGGGGAAAAUUACAAAUUCGUGCACAUUGCCCAGCACAUGUCGACUAGCAUUCUCACGUGUAUAGUUUGAAAACCUCCACUUUCAACAGCGAAGACCAUCCAUUUCCCUCAACUGCCCUGCGUGUGCUAACUUAACUGUUGUGGAUUUGUUUGCACAUAUUUCCACUGUUCGACUGCAUACAACUCACUCAUUCGUAUACAAAUACUUAUGGUCGACCAUAUUUGUCUGCAGAUGUCUCCAACUCUCCUCAAAUCCCGGCGUCAGUCGGCCCACCGCCAGCGCUCAAUCCAUUUGCUACGGAGCAGAAAUUCUCAAAGGUAGCCGUUGAAAAAACUGCCUCUUUUAACUUCCUCUUUGAUCUUUGGCCUAUCACUCGACAUGAUGUUAUUAAAAAGAGGAACCUUUUUCAAAUUCCCUCGAGUGAGUGACCCGAGUGCGAACUAUGUCUCGACAGAAUGUAGGCUUUUACUGGAUGCAGUGAGAAAACUUAAUAUAAUCUUAGCACUCUGGGGACUUGUUAUGUUUAUGUCCAAAUGUAAGAAAUUUAACACCAGAACAUCGUUCAAGAAAUUAAAAUCUCUUUUAGUGCAAGGUCCAUAAUUGGUAGCUUUUAGGUUAUUCGGAAAGUUUGCCCAACUGCAAUCUGUUUGUUUAACUUCCAGAUUUUUUCUACUCCUUAUAAUCAGGAGUUUCAGUGCCUUCGAGUAAUUAUAGAAAGCACUCACAGCUCCUAAGUUUUUCAUUAGGUCCCAUCCCUCCCGCUUUCCGGUCUUCGGGACUAGACUGUAAAACACUUUUAAGUUCGAACUUUGCCCGAAUAUAGCAGCCUGCUCAGUGUUAACAGUAAUAAAAUUAAUUGCAAUGACUUUGCCGGUCCGCUGAAAGACAAACUUAUUGCAUUAUUUUGCAUGGUAGGUGUGUAUGGAUGUAUGUUAACCCAUCAACCACUCUUGUCUGUUUGAGUCCUUAAGUAUUUCUGUACAUGCGCGUUGCACGCAUUAGACGAAGUUUGACACCACGCAAGCUCUCACACCCCAUCCCAUAAUCUGUCAGGCGACAAAUUCAGACGGGAUACUCGUACAUGCGUCAGGGAAGAGGUGGGGCUGACUAUGGUUUACCUUUCCACAUGGUAAAUUUACUAACCCUUCGCCAAAACAAAUGGUACCUUCUGAGUAUGACCUUUAAGACACUCAUUUCUGUGCGACAAGAACCCAUUUAGCACUCAUUAGAUGGCAAUUCGCUACUUUAGCCACUGCUCCCGAUCUCAUCCUCAGUCAAUUGGUUUCGGACGACCUAGUGGGACAUGACUGUGGGAAGAGACAGGUCAAUCUAAAUCGGGUCCAACGCCUGUCUCUCAUAAACAACAAAACACGCAUGAAAACUACCACGAUUCAUUAACAGUCGUUUCUUGAAUGGUUGCCAACUGACGCGAUAACCUAGUCCUCCUGUAAAACGAGGUCCAGUCAGCAAUGAGUCCGUUAUAAGAUGCACUUUGACACUUCUCGUCUCUGUGCAGUCUGAUACCCUUUUACUGAAGCCUGGCGCAUGGGGAAUUAUGGACCAGGGCGUUUGUGGUGUUUUUAACCAUGCCCCUUAACUCUGUCAGCCAUUGUGUCAAUGUCAGUUUUCAGUCGUCCCUGGUUUGCUUUGCCAUCGGAAUGUGGUAGAUAAGGUAAAGGCGAGGUAGAUGCAGCGUAUGUCCGCCUAGGUAUAAACAAAUUCACAUGCAAUUGAUAAUUACGCCCACUAAGGGGUAAUGAUGGACCUUCUUGUCUUUGCCGAUCGAACUGUUAUGCUUGCCUCUCUGGACUCUUUGCGUUGACACUUGUCCAAAACGAGCCACAUUGUCUUAUUGCAUUCAUCGGGCCACUUCGAGCGUGGCUGUGCUCUUAACUGUUGUAGUGCGCGCGCUAAUUGGGGAAUUGUCAUAUCGGCCAUCGCGCUCAAUCUCAUAACCAGUAGACCCACUGAUUCGAGCAGACUGCCUAUGAAAGGAAGAGGGAAGAACUAUUGAGAUCAGCACUGAGGUACUCUUCAUCAUUACAGUGCAGCUCCUCCCUCAGCAUAGUGAAACUGAGAUGCUUGAAGCGAUCACAACAAUUAACGAAAUAACUCGAUGCUUGGGGACAGGAGCCAAGCAGCAGUGAACCUUUUUAUAUGCCGCCGUUAUGGGACUUAUCCAAGAAACAAAUAAGUUUCCUGCGUAUUGGAAACGAAUAUUUCGCGACUCACCCUGAGCUCUUCCUUAGAAUUUUGCAAUUAGUGCUCCAUUACCAUGUCUGUGAUGUAUCAAAUAUUUCAUUAUUCUCAUCAAGCCAUUUUUACCAAAGGCCCUUAAACACUCGAAUUCCAUUGCUCUACGAAAGUGUGCAUUUAAGAAUGUUGCGUGAGAAUAUGUUUUUAGCAAGCGCCGGAUAUGUCGCCACUUAGAACGUCUCAGGUUGAAUUGCUUCCAAUCAUGCCUCAAAAAUGACUGCUAACAUCAAAAAGGUGCUCCUUUAAACACGAGAAGGACCAAUAACUAAGAAGAUGCACGCUUAGACAGAUAGGGCGAGUGCAGCCAAAUACCGAAACCACGUUCAUCGGCCUUUGUCGCGGUGGCACACGGGACAUAUCGGGGAAUUCAGUUAGGAUAACAUGGCACCCUUGGCUAGCGUUCUUUAUUCGAGCUUUAUUACAGUUCUACGCAACCCGCUGGGAAGAUUCUCCUAAUAUUUUGUGAAGCUGAAACCCUUCGAAAGUUAACUUGUUUGGAUCACCUUACGCUGAUCCUAGUAUGCGACGAACUACCUUUGCAAGCAGGUUCAUGGGGCUGUGAUUUGUAUGGGAGAGGACUACGUUUGCGUCUGUUUCCUCGAGCCCUCUUCCAUUUCGAAAUGUACAUGGUUCCCAUCGACAGUCAUUAAUUGAGAAAAAACUGGCCAGGUCAUUUUUGGUCAUUUCAACAAUUUUGCUUGAAACGGUCCACUUUUGCGAAGAAGGAGACACGAUUUUAGUCAGCAACUCGACUGCUUGCGAUGAGCGUGAGAGUCGAUAAUCUUGACCGGCACACAGGAUCAUAGCAACCCCAUACUUCAACAUCUGGCCUGUCGAACUGUGAUGCACUCGCGAGCUGCCAACUGUGAUGGACAUGUAGCGGCCUAACAACUACAUCCUAUAAAUACGGUCCACUUUCCUCUGCGACAAACCAGCCAACAGGCGAGAAAUCCCUCCGGCCCCUAUCUCACAAAUUAUGUUGUUUUUAGCAUGACCAAAGAGAAUGCUGGUCUCUAGUUAGCUAUUUAUCGUAAUGCUAUGAUAUUCCAUGGUCGACCUAACUCGAUGCUUUCUAUCUCACUUCAGUCGCCAGUUUUCCUGACUUUUUGCGGCGACUCCUGGUCAACCCGCACCCGAGACUUGUAUAUCACUGCAGGAUAGGCAGUUACUGCAUGGAUUUCUUGAGGAUGACUGCCCUGUACUACGGUCUUCUACCACCGAUUUUUCCUCAACCGAGACAUGAGUCACACGGAUUAACCUUUGUGCUUGUUCUGCAUGGAAAAUUAGUGUUUAAUAUCAGGACUCUGGACAGUUAUCUGUCAUCCGUUCUUUCCAAAUCUGGGUUUUAUUGAAAAUUCCACGUGAUUAACCAGUUAACGAUGUGGUUCAACAGGUGUAAAUUUCCCUAUUACUCCCUUAGUAAAAACUUCUUCUUCAGUACAGUGAUGGCAGUGUCCGACAAAGCCACCAAGUCAAGUGGUCUUAGUUAUAUGUUUGGCAUCUUGCUGCGCCACUGCGUGAAGACGCCAUAGCGUUGGUUUCAUCUCCUCUACUUGCAGAGGUCCCUUAUGAGAAUACCUCACUUUCUUCUAGACGCAUGACCUUUUAAUGUUUCGCAAGUCCACCUAUUCCAUUCCACAUUUACCAUCCAUCCCUCUACGUACGUUGCAAGACUGUCCGAUGUUGCAGCAUCCUGCAUUCACUGGCUAAUGUUUACCAAAAUGGUUGCCAAAUUGAUGGUCUUUGUGGUACUGGGUUGUGUCGUUAUGAAUAUUUAAUCUGCCUGCCUUCGACUUCGAAACUUGUUGUUUACCUCCACUGGCCUGGUGUACUCCAGCUGUGGCUUAUUUUAACACACCAACCCUUAACCGAUAAACCAAUCAUAGCAGCGAGCGCCCAAUUCUCCCGGGAGCGCUUUCGUACGAAAACGGACACAAAUUAUCACGCGAACUUGGACAUAAACACGAAGACACACGAAUUGUGCGUGCUUAUGUUGAUCAACCACCCGGUGUUUAGUCUUAUCGGUAGCGCGAAUUUGACCUGUUACGUAAAUGCGAGCGUUCAACCAUCCACUGAGAAUAACCACACGGAUUCCCUACAUCAAGGAAGUUUAUCAAGCCCAGUACGUAAGCGCAGGUGCAAUCACACAUACUAAGCACCCAUGACGAAAGGUCGUAUCAUGGUUUCCUGCUGAAUGUAAACAUUUCGACCGCGGAACUUGUUAAUUGUUUAUUAUUCAUUGUCUUUUACCUUCAUGUCUCAGUCCUUUAGCGCACAGAGACACACGAUGAUUCGCCCAUCGUACUGUACGAGCGUUUUCUUUAUCAGAUUUAUUUAUGAGUUGGGUGUUUUAGGGGUCGGGGUUGCCUUAUGCUUGGCGAUGUUUGCCGAUUCUACCCCGAGUCCAAAAGGUGUGUUGACUGUAGGAGUGGACUGAAGUGUGGCGAACUGGGGUGGCCAAACUGAGCCAUGGGGGUAGUUAGUUGCAUUGAGGUGGACGCAGGUUUGUCCUACCAUCACUAACAGGACUCGGAAUAUUCGCCAAUUUUUGGGCUUUUGGGGAGGAGGCAGUCCAGCAUUGAUAGUUUCGUUUUUGCCGGUUUUGCGCUGUCGUUUUUGCGGUCAAUGCGACGCUGUCUAACACGGCCAAUCCUGGCCCCAAUGUGGGUUUGUGACGAGGAAGUAUUGGUAGGUGUAAAAUAUUAAUAACGUUCCGCGCCACUCCAAGCUUGUUACUGUCAUUUCUCAUUGACAGACAUUCCUCUUCCUAUGUCAUAUCACAAUGCCUGUAGUCUUGGUUUAAGCCGAGAUAUUUGAAUGCAGUUUCUGGGACGCCCUUGUACUCUUUUUCCUAUCCUGGUCGACGAGCGCUUGUAGUAACGCCGUUAUUGGACAUUCCUUCCGGUCGUUCUCCUACAAUGGCCAUCGUAUAGAAGUUUGGUCUGCUUCGACCAUGCAGAGAUACCAGUCGGUUCGAAGAUCUGUGUUUCCGGCAUCCACUUCUUUCACCUCAUACAGUAGAUGUGCUAACUCAUGAAAUGUCAACCAAAAUUUCGAUAUGCGUUCUCGUUUCGAAAAGAUAAAUUAAGUAGUGUUGUAAAACUAAUCGUAGUGCAGCAUAAAUCUAUAAUGAUCCAGUUACCUCAGGGUGUCGGCUUUCGAAAGAACUUAUUUUCGGCUGCAUGCAAGAUCUAUACUCUGCAAAAACUGACUACCUAAGUAGUGUGCAAUUUACUCAUUGAUUUUCGAUGCCCUUGAAAGUUCAAUUAUAUUUCAUGGAAAACAUGCAUAAAAAUAUUCAUUCUUUUACGUAUUCGGUAGAAAAUACUCAGAAGAAGAGUAUAAUUCGGUUUUAAAAAACUUUUCUAAUUCCCGAAUAAUUUUGAACCCGACCUGCUGUUACACUUGCAUUCAGGGUUUCAAAACUACAAGCUGUAUAUUUUCCGUGUACGGAAAACCAUGCAUUUCUCUACGGUGUUAAGAGGAGACCAUGUGAGGUUCAUAAAAUUAGGCAGUCGAUUUGAGCAAUAUUGUUAACUUUACAAGCCACCUUCGUAAAUGCAGAUACAUGACGUUUCAUGAACGGCCAUUUAACGGUAUUAAAAAAUCUCACAAUUAGAAACUUUUUUAAAACCGGAAUUAUACUCUUCUUUUGAGUAUGAAAUUGGAAGAAGACGUGAUUUUCUACCGAAUAGGUAAAAGAAUGAAUAUUUUUAUGCAUGUCUUCCAUGAAAUAUGAUUGAAUUUUCAAGGGCAUCGAAAAUCAAUGAGAAAAUUGCAUGCUACUUAGGUAGUCAUUUUUUGCAGAGUAUAGAUCUUGCAUGCAGCCGCAAAUAAGUUCUUUCGAAAGCCGACACCCUGAGGUAACUGGAUCAUUAUAGAUUUAUGCUGCACUACGAUUAGUUUUACAACACUACUUAAUUUAUCUUUUCGAAACGAGAACGCAUUUCGAAAUUUUGGUUGACAUUUCAUGAGUUAGCACAUCUACUGUACAUAUCGUUCUUCAGACAUCUGAAAUGAAUCUACACGAGCCCCUAACCACGGCUUUCACAGACGGUCCAUGAGGAACGUUAUCAGCACUACGACAUUGGGCAAUUCAGUUGGAUGCUGAGGUUCGGUGUGGCGGGUUCUUCUCGGGCAGCAGGCGCUGAAUCUUUUCGCUGUUAUAAUUGUGCCGGUCCCGGCACCACUGACGUGUGCUUGGGAAAAUUCCUGUGUCGGUGGUGCACAUCGCACCUCCGAGUUCGUCAAUUGUUUCUAAGAUGAUCGUCUUCAUCUGGAUGCGUAAUUUUUCGUUCGUUUUCCAGCCCAGAAGCCAAAUGUUGUUUGUAUACAGUCCCAGAAGUGCUACUUUUAGUCGCCUUAAAGUCUUCCCAGAGGAUGCCUCGGGCGUUUCCUCUUAUAGGUGGAUAGGCGAUAGCCAAUCCCGCAAUCAGCACCGUGCAUCGUUUUUAUCACAAUCACACCCAUGGUUUGGCAUUUCAGCCGAAGCUAUUGGCAGGGUGUGGCCAUUGUGUUCAGCACCUUCAAAUGCAGCCUUGUGGGUUCAGAUUAUAAUCACCUGGUACAGCUAGGAGUCCGCUGCGGCUGUCAACUCACCAAAAGGUCUGCCUCCUCCUGGAUACCCACACACCCCAAACAGGCAAACACACCUUCAUAUGCAAACAUGUGCACUCAUCCACAAGUAAUUUACAAGCCCCAUUUUGUCCUGUCCCCGUCUCUGCUUUGUAGGGUGAUGUGGUCAAAACUCCGAGCGGUGUCCGCAAGAAGUUCAACGGCAAACAGUGGCGUCGUUUGUGCAGCCGGGAUGGUUGUACCAAAGAGUCGCAACGUCGGGGCUUCUGUUCGAGACAUCUCUCAAUGAAGGUGAGAAGCUAAACAGUCUGUGCACAGAGCGUCCCAGAAGUAUAUGGAUCCUCUUUUCCUUAGCAAUGUUCCAAUGUUGAGGCCUUAGUUCUUAUAUUAUUGCAAAGGACAGAUACAUGCACCAUGGUAAAGGUUAAUUAAGCGGUAUAAAAAUUUUUCAUGUGGUGUGGGAAAGCGGAACACAUGACCCUUCAGAAAAAUCGGAACACUAAGGUCGUUGGUAGCUCGUUAGGUGAUCACCACUUUUCUGUGACAUUCCCGCACACUACAUCUGCAUGCUAUUCACCAGCCAGCGCAGUACUGUGACCUCCGCUCGCCGCCCCAAGAUUUCCGGUUCCCGACUCGUAAGUGCACGUCCUGUCGUAUGCUCCUCUAACUCGCUUGUUGGAUUGAAAUGCGGCCAGCAUGUCAUCCAGUCCAUGACCAUAAUAGUCUGUUUCCUAGCAGCUAGUUUGUGUAGAGAGCGGUUGUACUUCUGAAAACUACUUCCCCCUGGUGCUGUUCUCUACACCAAUCGAAGCGCCCGCGCGUGGUCCGAGUGUCGUGUGCAGGUAGGGUGAGGUGUUGUGGUAGGGUCUAGGCUAUGUGGUUUGACUAAGGAUUUUGGCGUAGAAAGUACAGCCGAAUGGGCCCAUGCGUUGGCUGAAUGUCCUGGGACCGCGCGGUCAGGUUAUACCGGGGUGAUGAGUGUAUGUUGGGGCUCCUGUCAGUGGUUUGUUGACUCAGUUCGAUGGAUUCACAAGUGAUCGACUGUGCGACCGCGUGAUUCAAAUGAAUGGUGACAAUUGGGAGUGGAUGGCACUGCAGAGCUGACAGUCCUGGCUACGUUGUUGAUGUUGGUGGCAAUAUUAGUGCUGAUGCUAGAGAGGUUCCUGCUGAGGGAGGUUGGUUUGGUCGGGGUUAUAUUGCGGUAAAUCAAACUCGUGUAUGUGCAUAUGACUAGAAAGACUCAUACAGUGUCAAAAUGUCUGGAUGUUAAGGGAAAUGCUUCUGUUAUCAGAUACUUGUCGCUUGAACUUCCUCCUGUACGCGUACACGAUGGUAACAUUCUUAAAGUUCUGAGUGCUUUGUCCUUGUAGCUCUAUCCGAAGCAGUAAAUAAAGCUUUCCAUAACCUUGGGGCGCCGUACCUCUAAUGUUUUUCCGGUAUUACGCCGGUUGUCCGUGUUUUACUGCUGGACAGCUGUUACACAGCUCUUAUUGUCACUAGUGGCGCAGGCGGACGGUAUAGAUCAUUUGUUUCCACUUGAGGAAUCCGUUUGAUGGUGCCCGCGCAGUGUUGACGGGUGCCUGAAGACAUCCUGGAAGUGUCCGGCCCAGCGCCCUAAAAUCUGCAAUCUCUCCAACUGUAGGGUUACUCCGUCCUGGCUGAACAAUGACACAGUCUCAAUGGUUUGGGAACCGUACACUGCCCUGAGCACUUCGAAGAAAUUCUUCAUAUCGUGGUAGGCGAAGCAGCCAACCGUUCUGGACUCUCCAUCAGUCCCAGCUGCACCAAUUUUCGAAAUCAGAAUUAUGGGGCUUUGUUGCCGUUGGUGAUGUAGGUAACGUGUGGGUUGUGUUUAUCGGAAAAAAUAUGCUGAUCUCCUCGUCACUGUCACCGAGCCAGUCCUGGCGCUGUUGACGUGCGUGGCUGUGGGCCUUCGUAGUAGUGACCUGAAUAGCAUCCUGCAGCCCUCUCGACCGGGUCUGGACGCUAGCAUUAACCUCCAAGGCAUGCACUUGUUCCGGAUUGGGAAUUUGCGCAGUCGCUAAUAGUGAGUCGGCGCUCAGCCGUAUUCAGCAAAUCUGUAUUUGACGUACCUGUUGUUGGCUUUCCCCCGGACGCCUGCGGUUUGUAGUUGCAGCGUCAUCUGGGAGUUGACAAAGUAGCUAUUCAUCCAACAUUUGGCACCUUAGAUAACCUUGGUUACCAGCACACCUCCGAAAGAGGAUGUAGUCAAACACCUGUCAGUGAGUCGAACGAGAUUGCAUCUGUCUCCUAUCCUCUCGUACCGGGAGGCGGAAGGUGUUGGGCAGGAGGAAACUGUGUACCGUGGAGACCUGCAAAAUGUGAAGGACAUUGCUGUUGCAGCUGCCACUCCCGUGGCGAUCGAGCACCCACUCAAAUAGUGUGGUCUUUGCCGACGCGACAAGUAAAAUCAUCGAGGACAAUCUGUCCGGCUUUGGCGCAGUCGCUAUGAGGACGUGCAAUUCUUCGUAGAACGUAUUUUUCACGUCGUCAAGGCAAGUCAUUGCGGUGACCGUGGACACUUACGACGCUGGCAACUUUGCUUCCGUGAGGAGGCAGCCGCAGGGAUCAUAAUACGACCAUUGAAGCACAUCGAUAGGCAGCACUGCCGUCACACGAUGUUGCACCUGACGACAAAGACAACUCGGGUGUCUCCUCGUCUUGUCUUUGGACGUUCUCCUCAGAAGAUUGUGCAUCCAGGACCCACCUUCCCCAGUUGUUCUUGUUCGAAGAAGCGGGUCUCACUGAGGGCCUGACGCAAUGCCCACUUUAUAGGGCGGCCGUUCGCGGGCGACCAGAACUUUCCAUUCUGGUAGGUUUUCAGCAGGUUCUCCAAGAGCGAACGAACAUUCGAGAAUGCCCGAGUGAGUAAUGUCACUGGUAGCCCGUAGGGAGCCACGGAGACGGAGGCUGUUGCUUUGUAUGGUGUUUAGACCGCAUAUUUUGCGUCACUAAACCCUAGUCGGUUUGUCGACGGUCCGUUUGACAGUAUUUUUCGAGUACAUUGUGUAACCCUUUUACAUACCAAGUAGGGCUGCUUAGUCAUCCUUCUCAACUGCCUGGCUCCAGCGGGGGUCACAACCUUUGUUUAGGAGGCAAACGACCCGAGUUAUCCUUGACUGCCUACGGGAUUGGAUGUCGCCCUUUUGAUUUUACAUUCGGGUGUGGGAGGCGAAGACAGGGAUUGCAGUUCAGGGACUACUGUUUGUGGAUAUACUUACAGGCCGUCAUCCCCAUCUCGCUUACCCCGCCGGUCGAAGGCUGUCGCGAGGGUGCGGUUGCUGUGCUGAGCAGGGUUUUGUGGAGCCAUAGAUGAGAGAUAGGUGCCAGGGCGGGGUUAAGCAGAUGUAUCCACCAGCUCCAUUGGUGCACUUAGAGGAUCGUCAGUAUUUGCUAUCGCCGUAGUCGUGCGUACACUACCGAGCCUAGUUGGCGUCGCAUAUGUUACAUCAUCAUGCGUGGCAACUACCUGCAGUGCAUCUGUUACAGCGUAUCCUCGCCAGUGUAAAAUCAUGUGACGUCCGCCAAACCGCAUCGAGGCACCGCAAGUGAUCGUACACCUGCAGGGUGAACCGCCGCCUACACAUCCUGCACGCACACUUCAGGUUACCAUGCUCCCAAGAAAACCUAAAUCCCACUUGUCCCAGCGAUGGGCUCUGAGCCUGAUGGAGCAACCGCGUCUUGCCUAGAUCAGAAACUAAUAUAGGGAAUAAUGUUAUCAACUUUUGGACUGGGUACUUCUAACCCCUCCAGCAGCAGUUCCUUUUGAGGACGCCUACGGCAUCCACAUGUAGGUUAGGACCACAAUCAGCCGCCUAGUGUGGGAAUCCGGAUACAUCAAACAGCUGAAAAACAAGACACCUCAGAAUGACUGCCUUUAGAGAUCUGUAGACACUGCCGGACUACGCCAACUGAUCGAAUACAUACCCUCUGAUUCAGGCUUUGGAGAGAAACAGCACCUACAAACUGGAGUAACAUUCUCGUUACAUGUAUCCUCAAGAGGGUCCCAAGUUUCCUGGUACCGAUGAUAAUUGGGCAGAUAUUUUCCCGAGUGGUGGCACUUUUAUCGUCCAUCUGAUCACGGUGACUGACCGUGCCGUUUGACUAGGCUAAGCUUUUCACCCACGCGCUGUUUCUUCUACUGAAUCGAACUAUAUGUAGUUUACCGAGGCGGCCCAGUCAACGCAAAAUAUUAGUCUUGUUUAUCACUCGAUGCCACGGUGCCAUCCACGCAUUUUACGGUCAUGUGAGGAUCGCGUAUAAUUUCCAAGAUUCAUUCAUUAGAUGCCCUAAAGAGCUAUUUCAGCGUCACUCUCGACUAGCAGUCAAGACAACUCUUCAGAAUGCAGAACUAGUAUAUGACGACAGAAUCGUAUUGUGCCGUAGCAUUCAGAUAAAAGAACCAAACGUUGAAUCUACGGUGAAACAUUUGUGGAGAUAUCACCAGCCUUAAAACCAAACUACAGGAGUCCAGACUGCGCGCAUUAUGCAGGGCAGGCCAACAGGCCACCUCUCCGUUUUCUUUAUGACCAGAAACAUGAGUUAAAAACCAUUUCUCCAUGUUCAGGGAAAGGAGAUCCGGGCCUUCAGUUACGCCGCUACGGCCGCAGCCGCAAAUAUGUUUGGCUCCCAUGCCACUGCGGAGACAGCUGCGGGGACAGCGGCCGCCGGCAGUCGUGGCCCGUCUGCCGCCUCCGAGGUCAUGAUUUCAGGUGCUGGGCGAGAUUUGUCAGUCUUAAAUUGCAACUACGUGGCUGGAUCUGGACUGCUAUCUCCCUGCAAAAGUGAGUCUCAUUUCUUUGAAGUGAUAAUUACUGAAGUCAAUGGACAGUCUUUAAAACCGCCGAGCAAGGUUGCUGUUAGAUUGGGAGAAUGAAGCCGACGUCUCUAAGAUAUAUGCUGCUGACAGGGUUUUCUUUCCCUUAGAAAGCGUUAACUGACCUGACGCGAUGUCUCCAUCUUCACAGAGAUCCACGUGUACUUGACCUCCGGUCAGCCCUAUACGGCUGUGACUGCUAGGGGUAGAUCGAUGCAGAACUGUUUCGGGCCGGAUCUCGUCUAGUGACCCGCAGCUUGAGAGCUGACGUCAUUUCUCCGUACUGCUGUGGCCACACAUUCAAGUUCGACAAGGCCGAACUUCUCGUUAGAGAUGACAACCGCGUGAGCUGCGAGCUGCUUGAGUCAUGAUUCACUCCCUCCCCAGUCUGUUAGCAUGUGCAACGAUCUUCCCGCUUCAUGCUCGCUGCUGAGACUUCGCCUAGGCGCAGUAAUUAGCCACGCGCGAAACGCACAGAUGAACACUGUUCCAAACGCCAGGGUCGGUAGGUCAGAUGGUCGAGCAGUCAUCACACCAGGUACGGUAAUCCCCGAUGAAGGAAGGGAGGAGCCGUGAAUUUUCAUAGGUAUGCGGUUACAUGGCGACUGCAUCCUAUAAAUACUGCAGCCCCUUUUGCAUGAACCAUCCGUAUCUGCCAUUGUCUCUGGCAAUGGGUUCGGGCAGGAAUCCGAAACGUCAGGCGAAUAAAACUCUUGUCCCAGCGAUCAUGUCUCCAUCACGACUGCUUCCUGGGACUCGUCUCUUCACUUCUAUUGUUUCGGGCUUGUUCGCCUUCAUUCAGUCAAUUAUAACCCUGACCACUAGGUGAGACCAGAAACACAAGCAUGCGCCUACACCUGGCGCAGCUGGCUCACCGGUGUCUACCAGAUGGGUCGUAAGCACCUCAUCGCACCGAAGUUCAUUAGUGCCUCGCCACCUGCCAUUCUCUGUCGCUGCGGAUCGGUUAUUUAUUCACUCAGGAAUGGGCGCACACCGAUCCGUUGGCAUCCCAAAACAAAGAAACUUCGUAUGGGUGAUAGGGGUCACGAACAGGCAACCACUUACUAGGCUGAGGUCGGGCAAGCUAUGUGGUGCGUACACUACUGAGCCUAGUUGGCGUCGCAUAUGUUACAUUAUCAUGCGUGGCAACUACCAGCAGUGCAUCUGUUACAGGGUAUAUAUAUGUGCAACAUGUAUAUUUAAGUUCAUCAGGAAUUAUUUUGUGAAUUUGGAGUAAAUUCUUCGACACAAGCCUUAUCAGGUUCGGCUCUAAGUUUGAUACGAAUAUUUGAGCCGAAAGCCAUCAGCUUCUGCGGGGUAAUUGCGUAAUAUUCACAUUCUGCCCACAGGCAGUGACAUACAAACAGUGUUUGAUUUGUUACGCUCGCAGCACGGGUUGUAGCUAAAGGUCUACACGUGUUUCGAUGAUUUUGUGCCGCUGCCUGGCGCAGCUGCGAGGAGUUCGGCUGUUACUGCCUCAUUCAGCGGGCCAGUCAGUCAUUGAAGUUGGCCCUCCAGGUCGCAACCCCAGGGCUAAACAAUACGCCGGUAUUCAGUCCUACAGUCGUCCAUGCCCCGUUACUGCUAAUCCUACUCAAUUUAAUAAACUAACUCGUACGUCUAAAGCACAGGAGAAUUCGUUUCGUACCCUCUAGAGCAUGCAUGCCAAGUAUGCAUUCAUUUUUUCAUUUACUGUAGACCGCAAUGCGCCCUUGCCCACACCUCUGGAUCUGCUUCCAGUCCUUUCCCUCUCUCACACGACUACCACCGUUAGUCCCACCAUUUGGCACUCUUCAGUCUCCCCCGCCUCCAUCUCAACUGUGCCGAGCAGCCAGUCCUACUGGGGCAGCACUACCGACUCAUCCUCCUGCCCCUCUGCUUCCGUGACCACUUCCUUCUCUCUGCUGCCAUCAGCAGCUGCUGUUGUUUCCUCUUCCUCCUACUCAUCGUUGCAGCCCCUCAGCGACGGUAGUACUGUUUGUAGCAGCGCCGGGGAAAGGCAGGACUUCCACUUUUUUCCACCGAUUCCUGAUUACCACCAACCCCUCAAACAGCCUUCUCAUCCCCAACAGCCAUUGCAGCCACAGUCGCAGCACUACAAUCAACAACAGCAUCCCAAUCCGCAACCACAGCAACAUGGAACACCGACCGCCUGCCACGACCUCACCCAAUCCGCUAUCCCGAUGACCGCCUGUCUGUGA